Messenger RNA from Clupea harengus (Atlantic herring), 6602 nucleotides. It is a transcript of the gene cep164, whose product is annotated as centrosomal protein 164. The record is from RefSeq and is a predicted model, not a curated record. Gene Ontology annotation, cellular component: ciliary transition fiber; centriole; centrosome. Gene Ontology annotation, biological process: cilium assembly. Gene Ontology annotation, molecular function: protein binding. NCBI's taxonomy places the organism in Eukaryota, Metazoa, Chordata, Actinopteri, Clupeiformes, Clupeidae.
CCGUGUUUUGUUUUGCUUGCACGUUUGGCCUAGCUUGACUCCGGCCAUUGGUUUAAUCAGGUUAUGUUUGAUUGGCUGUCUUCUUGAGUUGAACCUCGUGGGCGGGAUCUUUACAGAAGAGUCGCGGUAUGAUUGCCUGAACAAAUUUUGACAGGCUCCCUGUAGAACGGCUGACACCGGUACACUGCAGAGCCAGGCACCAUGACUGCAGCUGCUCUAAAGAUUGGAGAUCAGUUGAUCCUUGAGGAGGAAUAUGAUGAUAACUAUAUCCCUUCUGACCAAGAGAUUGAGGAGUAUGCACGAGAAAUUGGAAUUGAUCCAGCUAAGGAGCCAGAGUUGCUUUGGUUGGCUAGAGAAGGGAUUGUUGCCCCUUUGCCUCCGGAGUGGAAACCAUGUCAGGAUGUAACUGGAGAUGUAUACUACUUUAAUUUCUCCUCGGGGCAGUCUACCUGGGAUCACCCAUGUGAUGAACAGUACCGCCAAUUAGUGGUGCAGGAGCGGGAGCGUGCCCAACCUCGCCCAUCCAAGACAGUCGCGUCUGGUGGGAAAAAAGAGAAGAAGAAGAAAGACAAGAAGGAAAAGAAAGGGAAAAAGAAAGAGCAGGAACUCAAGCCUCCAGCAGUUAAUAUGGGUGUCAUGCCUCUCAACCCUGGCUUUGGGUCCUUGCCUGCGCCUCUGAGUUCCCUGGCUCCUCUGCGGGGUUUUGGAGCUGAAACGUCCAUUCCGCCUCUUCGUGGGUCCCUCCUCUGUUCCGACGGCCUGGAACCCCUUAAGAGUUCUCUUGCGGGCCCUUUGUCCAGUUUAGGGUCUAGUAUUUUGGAAACGAAGCACCAGGAGCAGAUGUCCCUCACUGGCCUUGGCCUCGAGGAGGAAGAGAAGGCCUCGGACAGGGAGAGCCCUUGUGGUCAAGCUCAGCUGAUGCGCAAUCUACACCUUGACUUGGAUGCAUUGGGAAAAAGCUUUCAGUACGAGGACAGCGAGGCAAGUAUUAGUGCUCCUCCUGAAGAGUUGACUGAGCCAGAACUACAGGAUCUAGUAAGGGACCGCAGCCCAGAACCUGGCUCUCAGGACCUCACGAGCGGCCAACAUCCUAACACACCUCCACACAGAAGCAGCAGGGCUUACAGCAGGAAUGAUAAUGGAGAGGGUGAAGAGAAAGUUGAAGAUGAGGAGAAGGAGGAGAUCCCAGAGGAAGAGGAGGCUUAUGAAGAGCUUAUGAGAAACGAGGAAGAGGAGGAGUGUGAGGGAGAUGAACAGGAAGCUCAGAUGGAUUUUGGGAAAAACUGUGAUUAUAAGGAAGAAGAGAAUGAUCGUAACAUUUUGGGGAGAGCUGAGGAAAGCGUAGAAGAACCUAAAGGAGUUGAGGAAGAGAGUGAUGAAGUAGUGGCCAUAUACUCCAGAGGGAAACAUGACAGCAGUAAAGACCUUGAGAGAUAUUUUCUAAGUGUAGAAGUUGAGAGCAAAAGAGAGGAAGAGGAAUUAGACAGUGAUGUCUUAGAGAGAUGUAUAACCAGUGAAGGGGAGAGGGCUGCUGUUUUGGCAGAGAAGGAUGAGCGAAAACGGCAAGCUAGUGACACAGAGCAAGCGAACGGAAACGGCAGCGGACAAAGUGAAGAGGUUUUGGAGGUAUUUGAAGGAAAUGAAGAAGAGGGUGUUAAAAAUGAUGACCAUGUUGGCCGUAGCGUAAGUGAGAGUGCAGUAGAAGACGCUGAAGAGGAGACUGAUGUAGUUGAGAGAAUGCACAAUAGUGAAACACCGAAAGCAACAGAGGACAGUGAGAGUAAUCAGAGUUUGGCGGCUCGUUCACAAGGUGAAGAGGGCACGAGGGACAGCCCUAAAGUGUUGUUGGAAACAACAGAAAAGCAGGGCACUGAGUUAUAUGAACAGGUGGAUUCAGGUGGGUAUGACGAGGAUGCUUUUGAGACAGAUCUAAAGCCUGACAUUGGUAGUGUGAAUGGUGAGGAAGACGACAGUGACAUUCUGGAGAGAUAUGUUAUGAGUGAGAGAAAUAAUUCCAGAGGAGGAAGAAGUGGCGAGGAAAGUGAUAUUUUAGAGAGGUGUGUUUCAGAGAACAUCUCAGAAAAAGGUGAAAGUGAGGAGGUUGUUGAAAGAUUUUUGAAAAGCAAAGACGAAAAGGUGUUAGAAAGUGAUGAUGGUGUUGAUGAUGAUGAUGAUGACGUCCUGGAGAUAUCCGUAAAGGAGGUAGUGGAGGAGGAGGAGGAGGAGGAGGAGGAGGAGGACGACGAAUCAGAAGGGGAUAGUGAGAAAAAAGAAGUCAUAGAAAAAUGUGUAGAGAAAGAGAAAAUGAGCUCCAGUGAGAAGGAAUUAAGUGGGAAAGAGGGAGUGGUUGAAAUGGAUAAAUCUGUACAAAUCUCAGAGGAGGCUGAAGAGGUUGAGCAGGAAGAAGAAAGUGAGAUUGUGGAAGUACAACAGGACAGUAUAAAAGAGGAGGAAGAAGAAAAUGACAGUGUUGGAGAAGAUGGUGUACAAAGCCAAGAGGAUGAAUUAGUGAAGGAUACGGAACAGGGCAUUUCACCAGACGAGCAGUAUGUUGAAACGGAACCCAGGGAGUCAGAUAGUGAUGAGGACGUAUUGGAGGUUUGUGUGAAAAGAGAACAUCAACAAGGUGGUGAUUGUAGUGAAAAGGAGGGCAAUGAGAAACUCACUCCACAAGCAAAAGGGAUAGCUAGCCAAGGCAAAGAAAGUCUCCUUAAAGAAAGUGAGAGGCCCGUCAGCACCAGAGCCCUAGGGAAGGCUAAGACAACGCCCAAAGGCCCUGCACUUACAUCCAGUGAUGAAGACUCAGAGAAAGGCCAAGCAUCUGUGAGCCAAGAAGAGGCUGUUGAGGUCCUGCAUAGGAAACAGAGAACAAGAUCAGUGAUUGGAGGUGGACAGAAAGAAAUCCCGUUCAUGUCGCUUCCGAGGAUGGAACGCAUGGGGAAAUUGCUUAUGGUGCAUCGAACAAUUUUGCCUGGUGAGGACACAGCAGCCAGUGACCACAAAUUGGAGGCCUUAUCACCUACUGAUGAUGUCAAGAGAGAAGCACAUGAGGAGGAGGACCGCAGCAAAAUCAAAGUGAGGGAACAAGGACCACAGCCGAGGCAAAGGACAAACUUUACAGAGAGGUAUCUGCUUGGUUUGGAUGGAGACAGCUUCCUGGCGGAGCAGAGGCUGCAGUUGUGUGCCAGUUCUCCAGAUGCCUCCCUGUCCUCGUCCACUCACAUAAAGCACGGCCCCCUGGGAGAGGGCCGGAGCUCUGGGUUGAGAAAGCUGGGUGCCUUACCAGAGGUGGCCAGAAGGGGAUUGGUGCGGACCUCCCAUGCUUCACCAGAGGAGGAUGAAAAUGAGGAGGAGAAUAAAUCAGACUUGCAGAAGAGAAGAAUGGGCGGAGAAAUAAUGAGCAGAACGGGGGAGAGACAAAAAUCAGAGGAGGAAGAAGAAAAAAGUAAAAAACAAAAGGAUAUGGAGGAGUUGGCGGUUGAGGAGGAGGAGGUGGAAGUGGAAGAGGAGGAGGAGGAGGAGGAGGAGGAGGUGGUGGAAGAGGAAGGGGAGGAGGUGGCACAAAAGAUUUGGGAGAAAAACUGUGAGGAGAGAAAGGAGAUGGAGAAGGUAGGGGGUGAUAAACUUAGAGAUGAAAGGAAGUUGAAAAAGAUGGACGAUGAUCUAAUGAAACAGAAAACAGACAUUGUAAAAGAAAGAGAUGAGUUAAAAAGAAAAGAGUUGAAUAGUCAGCUGGAGGAGAAAAGCACUCGAACAGAGGAACAAACAAGACCGAGGGUUGAAAGGGCCACACAUGUAGAGGAGGUCACAGACAGAAUGCCAUGGGGUUUCCACGACAAGCAGAAGCCGACGUUCCUCCUCAAAGAGGAAGCAAGGCGAGCCAAUGAAGAAGAGGAAGAACGUCGAAUGAGAGAAGAGAAUGAGGCAAAACUCAGAGCCCUAACGCUGCAACUGGACACCAGCAGGAGAGAGGAGGAGACCAGGCUGAGGGCUGAGUCGGCCCAGCAGCUCCAGCAGUUCAGGGAGAGCAGCCAGAGGGAGCGGGAGGUCCAGCAGCGUCUGCUCAUAGAGGAGAAUGAGACCAAGCUCAGAGAGCUGCAGACGGCACUGGAGGAGGAGAGGAGAGCGGAGCGAGAGAGGCUGGAGGCCCAGAAGAGGCGCGAGCUCCAGCGGCUGAGGGAGGAGUCAGAGCUGGAGCUGAUGCAAGAGAAGAGGCAGCUGCAGAAGAAGAGAGAGGAGACUCUAGCCUCAUUGGAACUGGAGGCCAAGACCAAUGAGACGUUGAGAGAGGUACCGGGAGGCUCAAAGCAACAGUUGGCAGAGUAUCGGACUGAUCUUGGAGACGUGCUCCUGGAGAUCCGGGAGGAACUUCAGCGGGAUCACAACCGGAAGGUGGAGCAGUUCAAAGAGGGGCAGCGGCAGAAGCUGGAGGCCCUCAGGCUGGACCACGUGGAGCAGGAGAGCAUUCAGAGAGAGCAUUUGCGGACUGCCCUGCAGGAGGACAGGGAGCGUGUUUUGUCCUCACACAACCUGCAACUGGAGCAGCUCAAAACCCAGCUGGAAAAGCAGGUCCAGAGGACACGUCUAGCGUAUUCCAAGAAGGAGGAAGAGAUUAAGGAACAGGAGCUACAACUGGAGAUACGCUCCAAAGACCUAAAGACCCAGGAAGCCAUGCUCUUCAGCCAGACAUCAGAGAUCCAAAAGAGAAGAUGCCAGCUAGGACUGAAGGAAAAUGAGAUUGAUGGACUUUAUGAGGAUCUUGAAAGACUGAAAAUUGAGAGGGACAGAGCCAAAGAGGAGGCCCAAUUAGAGAAGAGGGAGAAGGAGCGACUGAAGGGAGAGAACCAUGAGAUGAAGGCGGAGCGGGAGAAGCUGGAGAGGAAGUUGGAGCUGCUGCAGGAGCGCUGCGACCAGCUGAGCGGUCGUGUCAGUGACCUGGAGCAGACAGAGAAAAGAGGCUUCUCGUCCAAGUCAGGACGACGGCAAACGAAGGUCAGCACCAGGGAUAAAGAAAUGAGAAAGAAGGACCGAGAGUCAUCCUCACUUCCCAGUGAUGAGCCGUCAUUACAUGUGGAGGAUCUGGACCCCCCGAAUGCAUCCUCCACUCCUCCACCCUCCAAAAACAGCGAGAAUAUGGAGGGUCUGAGGUGCUACAUAUCCUCGGAGGGCAUGUCGCUGCAGAGGGCCCGGAACUUCCUGGAGCAGCAGAGUGGCAGCUUGAGUGAGAGGCAGGCGGUGCUGCUGGCCGCCCGGUCUAGCUGCUUUCAAGGCUCCGUCAGAGAGGGUGUCAACCAGGAGCUGCUGAAGAACCUCCAGCAGGAGGCAAACCAUCUGGAGCAGCUUAGGGCUACUGUGCAGAAGGGACAGAACCUUCUAGAGAAGAAGGCGGAGAGACUCACCCACUUGGAGAGUUCAUUGGGGGAGGAGCUUUCAUACAAUGACUCGUAUAGACAUGACGUGGACAGGAAAGUCACAUUUUUUGUCACAGAAUCAGACAUGAGCAGUGUGGACGGCCAUGAAGGGACAGACGCUCAUCCAACUGUUCCAGCCAAAGUGCAGCAGUUAGCCGACUCGCUGCAGCACAUCUCUGAACAGCUGAACACCGUCCUGGAGGCUCUGGGUUCUCUGGCCCAAAAGAAGGCUCCGCUCUUGCAGAACGUUCAGGCCCCAUACCAUCCCCAGUCAGUGCCCUUAUCUCAGGAACAUGCCCUUUUCUCUGGCCUGCUCCCAGUGCACAGGUGGCCCUGGUCCUCGGCCAGGAUGGGCACCAGCAACUUAGCCAGGACUCGCAACAGCUUCAUUUUCCAGAAGGAACAUGAGGAUUCUGUGGCGUCCAACAAGUUACCUUCUGGGCUUCCUAUGACUAUCCGUGGAAAUCAUUCACCGAUAGGCAAUUACAACCUCUCAGGAUUUGCUUCAGCCAGUGAGCAGGUACACAGUAUGUUGUCCACAAAGUCCCCAGAGAUGGAUGACCAGCAGCUGCAGAGCCUGAUUGAGUGCAACAAGAGAUGGCUUGAAACACGCAGGAAAGAUCCUGGCAUCAGACCCUUGUUUACCCGCUAUCGCCCUCCAUCCUCCCUCGGUGGUCUACUCCAACUGGGCCUGGAUGAAAGUAAUCAGAUAAAGGUCUACCACUACUGAGGAGGCACUUGGGGAACUGCACUCUUCUGAUAUCAUGUGUGUGAAUGUAGAAGAGACUGUGUGGGAGAAAAUCACAGGUUCAGUUCCAGUUGUUUCGAAAUUUGCUUUCUGUGGUUAGGGACUUAAUCAUGCACAGCAUUCGUACAUUUUGCAGCCUGCAGUCACCAAAACAAGUCCCAUUCUAUAAUUAUUCCUGUAAUUGUAGUGGGCCAACAACAUUUGAACGGGUCCUUGAGACAUAUCAAUGUAGGUUUAAAUCUGCGUAGGGUUACUAUGUCAGAAGUCAGUCCUGUCUGGUUUCUACAGUAAUUACCGAGACAUUUUCCGAAGCACCCUGCAAGGCCUUACAAGAAGCAACACCUCCUGAAUUUCUGUCUUGGCUAUGUGCUCUCCAUAUAGAAGCCAUGUAUGUUUGUAAAGCAGUUUUGUAAAAUACAUGAAUAAAGUGUAUAUUUGUAGCA